AGCCUUCGACGAUUUAAAUUUCAAAAGAAAGCACCAAUUUAUUUUUUGCGAUUGCUGUGGCGCCUCUAUGAUGUUCAGCCAAGAAGAGCAAGUAUCUGCUGUGGACCAGCAGCGGCCAGAGGAUGCUGACAUCGAAGAGGACCGUGUUCGGCAAAGCGAGUAUGUCAACAUGAACGUCGUGGAACUCCAUAAGAUUCUCCGACGGUUCGAUGCUGACGGCGUGCACGGCCCCGUCACGGCUGACGGCACCCCGCUGCCUGCCGCGUGUCUGCCACCAGAAACAGUCGACGCCCUUCUGAGCUACCUGACACUGCAAGAAGAGGAUAUCCAGCAGCUGUAUGCACGUGCGCGUCUUUUAGAUGAGCAGCGCACGCGUGACACAGAUCGCGCGGAGGUGCUGACGGAGAAAACCGAGAAGCUGAAGAACGCCGUUGCGGCGAUGUCGGCGAAGAGUUCCGCGGAUAUGCGUGAGUUCCACAAUCAUUUACAGCAAAGCGCGAGUGAGGCGAAGCAGCGCCAGCGUGAACUCGUAGACCUCACUCGCAAACGCGAGAAGCUAGAGCUCGAGGUGAAGCGAACACAGAUGGAAGCAGAUCGAUUGCGCAAGAUCGCAAAGCGGGUGAAAUGA
Molecule: messenger RNA, 628 nt
Organism: Leptomonas pyrrhocoris
Lineage: Eukaryota; Euglenozoa; Kinetoplastea; Trypanosomatida; Trypanosomatidae
Exons: 1
Coding region: 68-628 (186 amino acids)
Source: RefSeq, a predicted model, not a curated record